Messenger RNA from Saimiri boliviensis boliviensis (Bolivian squirrel monkey), 581 nucleotides. NCBI's taxonomy places the organism in Eukaryota, Metazoa, Chordata, Mammalia, Primates, Cebidae. The record is from RefSeq and is a predicted model, not a curated record.
AUGACCAUUAAUACAGAUGCUGACUCCUGGAGGGCAGGCUGUUACCUUCCAGAGAAAGACUUCUCCGACUCAGGAGGAUGGAUCCAGCGAGGUCCACCACACAGCACCUCCACAAAAGUCCCUGUCAUCCAAAGCCUACACCUGGACGUCAACCACUUCGCCCCCGAGGAGCUGACGGUCAAGACAAAGGAUGGCGUGGUGGAGAUCACCGGUAAGCACGAGGAGCGGCAGGAUGAGCAUGGAUUCAUCUCCCGCUGCUUCACCAGGAAAUACACGCUGCCCCCUGGUGUGGACCCCACCCAGGUCUCCUCCUCCCUGUCCCCUGAGGGUACGCUGACCGUGGAGGCCCCCAUGCCCAAGCCAGCCACGCAGUCCAACGAGAUCACCAUCCCCGUCACCUUCGAGUUGCGGGCCCAGCUUGGGGGCCCAGAAGCUGCGAAAUCCGACCAGUCUGCAGCCAAGUAAAAGCCUUAGCCCGAAUGCCCACCGGUGCCGCAGCCACUGGCCAUGCCCCUCCCCCAACCUGUGUUCUUUUGAUACGUUUGUCUUCUGUUUUUCUCAAAUAAAGUUCGAAGCAACCC